This is a messenger RNA of Oncorhynchus masou masou (cherry salmon), 567 nucleotides long. Its product is annotated as neuron navigator 3-like. Lineage: Eukaryota; Metazoa; Chordata; Actinopteri; Salmoniformes; Salmonidae. Bases 309 to 542 code for a protein of 77 amino acids. The transcript has 4 exons. The record is from RefSeq and is a predicted model, not a curated record.
GUUAAAUUAGACACUUGUUCCGUUAGUAAUAGCACACUCUACCUGACUCACUAUUUCAUUCUCACUUCCUCAUUCUGAGACGAAAACAACACUAGAUACUCACUUCCCUUGUGUCAGAUGUGUGUUUGUGUCUUCUCUUAGCCAAGCCAGGAAUCACACAGGGCGAGAUCCGGAAUGGGAAUCUGAAGACCAUCCUGGGACUCUUCUUCAUCCUGUCUCGCUACAAGCAGCAGCAGCAGCAGCAGCAGCAGUACUACCAGUCCCUGGUAGAGCUUACACACCAGACCACCCUCAAAACGCAACCAGAGAUGCAGUCCAGUCUCACUGCGCGGUAUGGUAGCCCCCCGGGUCACAGCGGAAUAGGAGCAGCACCACAGAAGAAAAACACAAGGUUGCCAGGGCCGACCAGGGUGUCCGCUGCAGGCAGCGGGGCCCCCAAGGGCCAAGGAUCCUCCAACCUCAACAGGAGGAGUCAGAGCUUUAACAGCAUCGAUAAGAGCAAGCCUCUCCAGUAUGCUAGUGGCAAUGACAGAGGUAGGUGAACCUAGAAUCAGGUAGAAGCAGACC